CUGAUGCCGCUGGCGUCCCGGCGCGAAAUCUCAAUCAGUUCAGGCGUCGCGACGGCCACGGGUACACUCGUUUCUACGCCAGGCGCUCCAACACGUCGCCGCUUCUUCGAAAAAUAAAACACGUGCGGCCGUUUCACUCCAGUUAUGCCAACGCGAUUUCUGGACGAUGGUGAUCUGUUGUUGGUCCAUUUGUAAUCAAGUACUGGGGGUGGUGCGGUUUAGUACAUGAUUUGUUUUUAAUAUAUAUAUUUUUUAAUUUUUUGGUGUUUUGGUGCAAAUUUCGUUGCGGUAUUCUGAUGUUGCAGUUUUUAUGGUGAAUUGGCGAGAUCGCUUUUACAGUUGUUGACGUGGUGUCUACGUGGGAUUUCGUGUGACAAUGUCAAGUGAGCCAGAGACUAAGCACAAGGAACAUUCGUCGGGAACUAUCAGGAAGAAGCACCGGUCGAGAUCGACGCCCAGGUAUAACGAUGUCGACAAACCGAGGAAGAAGAGGCACAUCAGCGCCGGUACCUCUUCUUUGGUAUCUAUUCCCAACACUAUUAAAUUAACCAUGCUGAACACCGGAUUAUUGCCCACCAGUAUAUUCAACAAUGAAACUCUGAUCUUACGACCAACAGAGGCGGAAAAUGGUAAAACAGUUCCUGCCGACAAACCAAUAGACAUGAGAGAUUUCAUGAAAAUAUGCGAUCACCACAGAAGAUAUCCAGUGCUCUACAAAUUGGAAUUCCAAAUCGCAAUAAAAGUGGAGACCCAUUCCUGUCGACAUGGGACAAAGAAAGCAAACUUAGAAAAGAAUCAAAACCAAAGAUGCAUUCCUUAUGAUUAUAAUAGAGUAGUACUAGAUACGAUAGAGGGUGAGCACGACUCGGACUACAUUAACGCGUCGUAUGUAGAUAGUUUAUUAAAGCCCAAUGCCUACAUAGUGACACAGGGUCCGACGGAGGAGACCGUCACAGAUUUCUGGCGGAUGAUCUGGCAGGAGAGAGCGAGUUGUAUUGUGAUGUUAACAAAGACAUUCGAUUUCAUUAGGGUAAUGUGCGUACAAUAUUGGCCGGCUUCAAUAGAACUGGAGGAAGAAUACGGCGGGAUUCAUAUAUCUAUUACGCAAGAGGAAGAACUGGCUAAUUUUCAUAUACGCACGUUCAGGCUGUACAAGAAAGACAUGGACAACAUUGUCGAAGAACGGUUCAUCCUUCAGUUCCACUUCACCGAGUGGCACAGCCAUUCAUGUCCUUUUACAAACGCCCUGCUCGAGUUCAGGAGGAGGGUCAGGGCGGUCGUGGGUCACAGGAUCAAAACCGACGAGGCAGGACCGAUGGUCGUUCAUUGCAAUGACGGUGGUGGAAGAUCGGGCGUGUAUUUGGCAGUUGAUGCUAAUAUGGAACUUCAAGAAGAAGAAGAUAAAUUUGAUGUGUUUGGUUAUUUGAAGAAACUGAGGCAAUCCAGGAAAGGAAUGGUAGAGAAUGUGGAUCAGUACAAAUUUAUCUAUGACACACUGGAGGAGCAUGUCAUUUGCGGCAACUCCUGGUUUCCGGUCAGCGAACUGUCGCAAAGAUUGAAGAACAAAUCAUCGAAAAACCCCCUAACGAAGCUGAACGAGUAUCAACGGGAGUACAUGUUGGUGUGCAAGCAGACGCCUAGAUUCACCAUAGGCGACUGUGCCGGCGGUCAUCGAGGCGACAACAGGAAAAAGAACAGGGACGUUCUCAUCGUUCCACCCGAUAACUUCCGACCGUACUUGACAUCAUUCCAAGGAAAUAAUUACACGGACUAUAUUAACGCAGUUUUCGUCGAUGGAUACACGAAACCCCGAGAGUACAUAGUGACCGAAUGGCCGUUGAAAGCGACGUGCGGUGAAUUCUGGUCGUUGGUGUACGACUACGAAUGCUCCGCCGUGGUCGUUCUUUGUGUACCGCCCCAUAAUUCGCAACAAUUUCCGCCGUUCUGGCCUGAGGGUAGGACACCGAAAAAGUACGGACCAGUCUUCACAAUCGACCACAUCUCCCACAACCACUAUCCCAACAUCAAAACGUGGGUCUUUCGCAUCAACAAAAAGAUUGUGUCGCUCACUGAGCUGAUGGCAGGCGUAAAAGCGCCACCGAAAACUGUUCAACUAUUCCAAUUGACUUGCUGGCCCAUGGGACACAAAGUGCCCACUUCCACGAAUUCUUUGGUCGAGCUCAUGAACAUGGUGGAACGCUGGAGGCAAAGGACCGAUUAUGGUCCAGUCUGCGUUGUCUCGCCAGACGGACGCAGUAGGUGCGGUAUAUAUUGUGCGGCGAAUGCCUGCAUUGAGCAAGUAAUACAACAUGGUGAAGUCGACAUCUUUCAAGCGGUGAGAACUGUACGGAGACACCGGCCUCAAUUGAUCGAAAACAUAACCGAAUAUAAGUACUGCUAUGAUGUCGUUCUGCACUAUGUUCUCCAUUAUCUGCAAAAGGAUCUUCAAGAGCUCAAAGUCAAGACCAAACACUAGAUGAUUACAUAUAUUAUCAAAAUACAGUACCAAUAAUAUAUACUGGCAGAAAUUAGGAUUACAUUCAUAGACGAUAGAGCACUAAAGCCGAGACUUUUUGUUUGUUUAGGUGUUUAAGCUAUUCAUAGAUUUUUUUAUAUUUUUUAAUAUGUUUCAAGUAAUCGGCAUGCUCGUAUUAUUACUAGAUAUUUGUUUAUUAUUUGUGGAACUAUAAAUUGCAAAGUAGUAUAGAAACAUCGUUUGUCUACCAAAUGAAAUAAUCCAUUAAACUGUACAACACUUAAAAUACAAAAUCAAAUAAAAUAUUUAAUAAAAGGAAAAGAUAUAUUUUAUACAAAUUUACAGAUUAUCAUGCAGGCAUGCGAUGUUUUUGUUGAUAAUAAUUACGUGUACCCAUAGGGAUAUGAACAUCGCACAUUAAUUAGUGUUUGACGUUGCUUAAGUCCUUCCAUUUGUUCAAUUGCACAAUUCCUUCCAUUCUACCGUCCAUUUAUUUGUUCGACCUUUUAUCUCAUCAGAAGGAUGCAGGCAGAUUGAACAGUUUUAUUUUGUUGAAUUUAAUGAAUCAUUGUGAUACAAAUAAUUGUGAGAAACUAAAUGACAGGACAUAAAAUAUUUUACUAUGUAUAUUAAAUUAUUGUUCUUCGAAAAUCUGUAAAAUAUAAAUACAAAAGUCCUUUUAAGGAGAGCGAGCUAGAAAGAAAUAUUUCCAUGUUGAAUGAGUUAGUCAUAACCAUUCAACAUUAUGGCUUUAUUUAGUAACCACUCUUCCAUUCUAUGAAUCACGAACAAGACUUACGCUGUGAACAUGUACCCUUCUAUUAUAUGAUUAUGCACAUUCUAUUAAAGUAUCAUAAAUGCUUGUUUCCCGCCUAAUUCCAAAGUAGGAACUUGGACGCAUAUGUAUUUAGUGUUCUAUUUGUAUACUCAUAGAUUUACAAACUAAAUUGUAACCUAUUGAGGCCAAAUAAUCUGUGAGCUAGUCAUAAAACUAUUUUGAGGUAAAAGUAAAAUAAUGCUAUGUAUAUUUUUGUUACUUUACCGUGAAAUUAAUUAUAUAAUAAUUAUAUUGUAAUAUCUUAAUGA
Molecule: messenger RNA, 3562 nt
Organism: Aethina tumida (small hive beetle)
Lineage: Eukaryota; Metazoa; Arthropoda; Insecta; Coleoptera; Nitidulidae
Gene: Ptp36E
Product: receptor-type tyrosine-protein phosphatase kappa
Exons: 17
Coding region: 377-2476 (699 amino acids)
Biological process (GO): protein dephosphorylation
Molecular function (GO): protein tyrosine phosphatase activity
Source: RefSeq, a predicted model, not a curated record